GCAGCACUUCCGGUCCACAUGUAAACGCUGAUGGUAAACGCUGCAGCGUGAUUCAAACGUAGCUAAUACACAUACAUUUCUCUGUAUAUUUACCAUAAAAAUUACAGUUGAAGCAGUGACAGUCGUCUGUAAACAUGAAGCUGCUCACGCACAACAUGUUGACAUCUCACGUGAAGGGAGUCACCAAAGGAUACCCGCUGCUCAUCAAGGCAACUGAGGUGAAAGUGAAUGAGGUGGACUUCAACCCUCAGUUUGUCUGCCGGAUGAUCCCCAAACUGCAGUGGAGCGCUCUGGUCCAGGCUGCAGAGGUGUUGGGUCAACGGCAAGACCUGCCAGGUGAGCUGCUGCCAGAAUUCGAGAACAACGAAGAGUUCCUGAAGAAAGUGCACAGAGUGCUGUUAGAGGUGGAGGUGAUAGAGGGCUGUCUGCAGUGCCCUGAAUCAGGACGAGAAUUCCCCAUCUCCAGAGGAAUCCCCAACAUGCUGCUGAACGAGGACGAGGUGUAGACAGCAGCUCCACGAUGUCAACGGUUUUCACACACAUCCUCAAACCGUCACUCAGUUGGGAUUGUGGGUAUUCAGAAAGAGAGAAGAGAAAAGCUGGACUUAUGUUGAUGCCAUGAGAAAAUAGGCCACACUGUUUGGUUGAUUGUUGUUAUGACAUAUAAGAGACCGAGCUGCCAAAGGAGGAAGCGAUUUGAAGAAUAACAUGUGGAAAUGUUCCCCGAGAGUAACCCCCAGUGGUUUUAUCUGUAUUUAUUUUUAUAACUGUUUGAGUUAUUUCUUUUUUUUUUCCAAUAAAACUGUCUUGAUUUCCACGACA
Messenger RNA from Epinephelus fuscoguttatus (brown-marbled grouper), 822 nucleotides. It is a transcript of the gene trmt112, whose product is annotated as tRNA methyltransferase activator subunit 11-2. The coding region runs from base 135 to 506 and encodes 123 amino acids. Gene Ontology annotation, molecular function: protein heterodimerization activity. Lineage: Eukaryota; Metazoa; Chordata; Actinopteri; Perciformes; Serranidae. Gene Ontology annotation, biological process: peptidyl-glutamine methylation; rRNA (guanine-N7)-methylation; tRNA methylation. The record is from RefSeq and is a predicted model, not a curated record. The transcript is spliced from 4 exons.